AAGAAAAUUUUAGAUACUAAAAAUGGUUUCAGUUUUCAAACAAAAUGUAUUAUUGCAAUUGUUAAACACAAGCAUUUUUCGCUGAAUGAAUGUUUUCAAUGCAAUAAUUGUUCAAUGUAGGACUUUGCAUGAUUUUCAGUUAACCGUAAAAGUAAAAAGCAUUACAUCAAACAAAGAAGAGCAUAGAACACAAGAGAACAAUAGAUUCACGAAUUAUUCGACACUCAAGGGAAAAUAGAGAAUAUUCACAUAGAAUUGUUUCCUUUGUAUUUACAAUCUAUACUGUUGUGGUUGAUAUAUCAUUGAAAGUACUACUAAAUGCUCGUUUGUCACAAAAAGUCAUGGUCAUUUUCAAUCCCUCGAGAUUAUGUUAGAAAGUCAUUUGAUUUUGAAAUCAUUCAUACUUUUCGAAAUGGAGAGUGAAGACGACUUUCAGCCGGCUAAACGCUUUCGAAAGGCUCGAACUACAGAAGAAGAGAAAGAAAUGCUUGAAAAGGCAAUACCGAAAUCAACGAGGUACAAGAACACCUGGGCCUUCAAGCUUUUUGAGGAUUGGAAAAGCGAAAGGGCGAACAAAACUGCUAUCCUGGAGGCAUCAAGUGUUAACUCAAAAUUAGAAGAAUUGGAGAAUCUUGACCAUGACUUUAUUCUCAUGAAGCCCAAGUCAUUGAAUUUCUGGGUCGGGAAAUUCAUUCAAGAAGUCACGUCUAAAGAUGGGAAAAGAUUUCCGGGUGCUACUUUGUACCAAAUUGUGGCGGGCCUUAAGAGAUUCUUAGAAGAGCACAACAGAAAUGACGUUAACAUGCUUGACAAGCAAAAACCCGAUUACGCUGAUUUGCGGAAGAUUUUGGAUGCUGAGAUGAAAUCCGCUCAAAAAGACGGCAUUGUGAGCAAGAAGGAGGACAAAGAAGCAAUAUCAGAGGAAGAGGAAGAGAAGAUGUGGUCUCAAGGUCACUUUGGAACAAUAACAGCUAAGAGCUUAUUAAAUACCGUAUAUUUUUAUAACGGCAAAAUGUUCGGUUUGAGGGCAAAUGAGCACAGAAUGCUAAGAUUACGUGAUAUACAAGUAAGCUCAAAUAUGAUUACAUAUAAAGAAAAUACAUCUAAAACCUUUCAUGGGGGAAUCAAAGAUUUAAAAAAGAAGCCAAGAUUUGUAAACCACAUUUGCCAUAAUUAGAGUAACAAAGACCAUGAGAGAUGCUGUAGAAUUUAUUUGAAGUAUUUUGAGCUUUUAAAGGAGCUAAGGCCUGAAGUAAAAGAGAAAGCUUUUUAUUUUCAACCGUACAAUGAUAAAGUAGCAUUUAAGAAUUGCGUUGUAGGCGUUCAUAGUCUUGGAGCUAUUCUUCCAAAUAUUUGUGAGUCCAUCGGGAUUAAUAGAAAAACCAGUCACUCGUUGAGAGUAACAUGUGCUUCUAAGUUAUUUAAUCUCAACGUCGAAGAAAAACUGAUCAGAGAUCGAACAGGCCAUGUUUCAAAUGCCUUGUUUAGUUAUGAAAAGUCCAGCUCAGCACAAGAGGAAAAAGUUUCUAGUUUUUUGGGACCUGUUCAAAAGGAAAAUGUUUCUGAAGCAGAUAAAACUUCAGUAAAUUUCAAUGAAAGUAGUGUCAUUCAGAAUAAUGCUUUUGCAGGCCAAGGUCAGUUGCUUAAAAGUACUAACAAUGAGGCCGUUUUUCAUGAUUUGGAAUUGCCAAAUUUUGACUUUGAUUUUGCCGACAUGAAUCUUUUCCCGAUAAAUGAGGGGUUGGCAGAAGCAACAAAUCUAAGUAGUUAUGCUGCAAAUGGCCCACCAUUACCAAUAGCUAAGCAAAGUAAGGUCAAUAUUCAAGGUAAUGUAACAAUUAAUAAC
Messenger RNA from Exaiptasia diaphana, 1846 nucleotides. Its product is annotated as zinc finger MYM-type protein 3. The record is from RefSeq and is a predicted model, not a curated record. The transcript has 2 exons. The coding region runs from base 368 to 1177 and encodes 269 amino acids. NCBI's taxonomy places the organism in Eukaryota, Metazoa, Cnidaria, Anthozoa, Actiniaria, Aiptasiidae.